Molecule: messenger RNA, 1140 nt
Organism: Symbiodinium necroappetens
Lineage: Eukaryota; Dinophyceae; Suessiales; Symbiodiniaceae
Source: the annotation of a GenBank genome assembly
AUGCCAUCCGGCUUCGCUCGACGCGCCCCCAUGCUCGCGAUUCUGCUCGCCGCAACGACCUUCGUGGGCGGCUGCGCCUCGGACGGGUCGUCCGCGUCGGCGGGGUCUUCCUCGUCCUCCGCGUCCGACGCGCCGGACAACCGCCCGGCGCACCGCCGCCUCGGCUUCCGCCUGGAGUGGAAAUCCACCCCGGUGACCGCCCGCCGGGCGAAGAUCGCGGACGUCGCGGUCUACGACGACGUGCUCGCCGUCCGCGACUCCGUGAACACGAUGAGCGUCCUGGAGAUCUCCACCGGCGUGAACCGAUGGGCGGGCGAGGUCGCGCGUCCGCUGGACGUCGUCCACGGCAUCGCCCGCACGGACGGCGGCGAGAUCGCGGUCUCGACGGACAUCGAGCUGCACCUCUACGACGCCAAGACCGGCACGCUCACCCAGCGCCAGGAAUUCGACUUCCUGACCUCCACCGCGCCGGUGAUCAUCGGCCGGUACGUCGUCCUGGGCGGCGAGAACGGGCAGCUGCUCAUCCAUAACAUGGAUUCGGGCUACCGCCAGCACGCCUACGACUUCGGCGGGCGGUUCGACGUCCCGCCGAUCGCCAUCGGUCACUUCGUCGGCGCCGUGUCGCGCAACGGCAACGUGUACGUCAUCGACCCGCACCGAGGCAGCUCCAUCGCCCGAACCCGCGUCUACGCGGGCGUGAGCGCGACCCCCGACGCGAGCGAGGACGCGCUGUUCGUCGCCUCGCUCGACCAGUCGCUCUGGGCGUUCGAGACCGAUUCCGGCGACACGCGCUGGCGCCUCCGGACCGAGGGCAAGCUGACCUCCUCGCCCGUGCACCACGACGGCGUGGUGUACUGCGUGAUCCCGAAACGCGGGCUCUCGGCCAUCGACGCCUAUUCGGGCGACGUCAUCUGGGAGAACGCCGACGUGCAGGCCCCGCCCGUCGUGAAACGCGGCGACCGCCUGAUCGUCUGGGACGGCGCGAUGGCCCACGCCGUCCAGGCCGUGAGCGGCGACAUCAUGGACUCCGUCGCGAUGCCGGGCGUGAGCUCGAUGCACACCAACAAGUUCAACGAGGGCGACCUCUACACCGUCUCGGUGCGCGACACCGAGAUCCGCCGCCACCGCCCGAUCAACUGA